This is a messenger RNA of Closterium sp. Naga37s-1, 3117 nucleotides long. The record is from the annotation of a GenBank genome assembly. Lineage: Eukaryota; Viridiplantae; Streptophyta; Zygnematophyceae; Desmidiales; Closteriaceae.
AUGUGCUUGGCUGACCGGCAGACGGGCGGAGGCGGGCAGAAGGGGGACGAGGAGGGACGAGGCGAGGGGGCGGAGGGGGAGGAGGGAAAGCGGAGAGAGAAUCGUAGCGGUGUUGAGGCGGAGGUGAAGGGAGGCAGAGCAGAGUCGGUGUGUGGUGGAGCGAUGAGAGGGUCAAGCAGCAGUGCAGGCGGGCAUGACGGCGGCAAUGAGGGCGGCAAUGAGGGCGGCAAUGAGGGCGGCAAUGAGGGCGGCAAUGAGGGCGGCAAUGAGGGCGGCAAUGAGGGCGGCAAUGAGGGCGGCAAUGAGGGCGGCAAUGAGGGCGGCAAUGAGGGCGGCAAUGAGGGCGGCAAUGGGGACAGCAAUGGGGUGGAUGCGAGGGGCAAGGGCAGGAAGAGGGGUGGUGAUGGCAAUGGUGUGGAGAGCGGUGGGAAGAGGCGGAGAGGGGAUGGGGACGAGGGGAAGCAUGCGUCCUCCUCGCCGUGCCCCGGUGUGCGCCUCUCCUUCCCCCUACCCUCCUCCGUGCCAACCGCCCAUCGCUCUCUCUCCCUGCCAUUCGCGCUCAGUGCCACGUCAGCAGCAUCUGACGUGGACGCCAUCCUGAUCUCGAGCCCCGAGGGCCUUUUGGGCGUGCCUCUGCUGCUGCGCCAUCACCGCCAGCACCACGCCCACCGCCCUCCCCCCAAGGUGGUGUGCACGGAGGCUGCUCUGCGCAUCGCCAGGCUGGCGGCCAAAGAGAGGGCGGCACUGGUGCAGGGGAGGGGCGUGCUGGUGGAGGGUGCAGACGACGCACGUGCAUCCCUGAGCAGCGAGAGUGAGGAACUAGCAUGGCUAACGGGAGUGAGGGGGGUGAGGUGGGGGGAGAGGGUGGGUGUGGGCCCAGGCGUCACAGCCACUGCAGCUGCCUCGGGUGGUCCUCUUGGCUCUGCCUCCUGGUCACUCCUUCACUCCGCCCACUCGCCUUCCGACACCACGCACACCUCCCACCCGCACACGACUCUCUCUGCCUCAUAUCCCUCCUCUCAAGAACCGCUCUCAUCCAUCUCGCACCCUUCGUCUGACCCUUCUGCCUCUCCCUUCGCCUCUCACUCCGCACCUUCCGCCUCUCCCCCCCUCAACUGCUGCCACCUCGCCCUCCUCUUCCCACCGCUGCCUUGCACCACUCUUGCCGCUCCACAACAGCUGGAGCCAAUAAGAGAUUGCCACGUGGCAGCUCUGUGCGGGCCCACGUCAAUCAGCUCUGCUGACAGCCACACACGGACAGCAGACGGCAAGGAGGGGAGGAAGCCAAGGGUGGGGGGUGCGGAGCAGGGAAAGGGGCAUGAGAGCAGCGUGUUGAGUGGGGGAGGGAUGGGCGACGAGGUGGGAAUGCAGGGCGGAUGGAAAGGCAGAGGUGGCGGGACGGAGAGCGAGCCGCUCCGUGAGUCCACAAGCAGAAAGAGUGCUGUGGAUGGUGUGGGUUGCAGUGCGGUGUGUGACGGUAUCGAGGGCAUUGAAGGCGUUGUGCGGGUGAUUGCAGGGCGGGUGGCGCAGGGAGGGCGAGUGGUGGUGCCGUGCUCCCCGCUGGGCCCCUCCCUGGACCAUGGGGGUGCGCAUGGUGGAGCUGCCAGGAGCCGUGGUGUUCCUGCCGCCAGCCUGCGCGCCCACCAUGCUGCACAGCGAGGAGCGGCCAGGCGAGGAGCGGUGGGACAAGGGCGGCCGUGGGAGGCCGAAAGCACGGAGGAGGCCGCAGGGCUGUCCGUGGAACCACGACUUGUGGUGACCGCCCUCUCCUCCCCCUCUGCCCUCUCCACCCUCUCCUCCCCCUCUGCCCUCUCCACCCUCUCCUCCCCCUCUGCCCUCUCCACCCUCUCCUCCCCCUCUGCCCUCUCCUCCCCCUCUGCCCUCUCCUCCCCCUCCGCCCUCUCCUCCCCCUCUGCCCUCUCCUCCCCCUCUGCCCUCUCCUCCCCCUCCGCCCUCUCCUCCCCCUCCGCCCUCUCCUCCCCCUCCUCCCUAUCCUCCGCCUCCUCCCUCUCCUCCCCCUCCUCCCUCUCCUCCCCCUCCUCCCUCUCCUCCCCCUCCUCCCUCUCCUCCCCCUCCUCCCUCUCCUCCCCCUCCUCCCUCUCCUCCCCCUCCUCCCUCUCCUCCCCCUCCUCCCUCUCCUCCCCCUCCUCCCUCUCCUCCCCCUCCUCCCUCUCCUCCCCCUCCUCCCACUCCUCCCCCUCUCCCCACUCCUCCCCCUCUCCCCUCUCCUCCCCCUCCUCCCACUGCUCCCUCUCCUCCCACUGCUCCCUCUCCUCCCUCUCCUCCUUCUCUUCAGACUCCCACCAACGAGCUCUCCUCACCACCCACCCCACCAACCCUCUUUCUUCCCCUUCAUUUUUUUCACCUGGCGACCAUUCCAACCUUCCAGGAACCUUCUCCACGGCCCGUGCGUUGUGUUUGCCGCCCACUCCACACUGCGUGCGGUCAAGCACACUGCUGCCACGGGCUCCUGGUGUAGCUGUUACGGCCCACAUGCCACGGGAUACUACUGCGGCAGGAGGCACGCCCAUUGCAACGACUGGGGCACUCAAGGCUGUGCCUGCGGGGCAUGGGGGGCACGUGGAGGAUGGGGAGGGAGCAGGUGGGGAUGGAAGAGGAGGCGUGGCGGUGGGCGGGUCAGGCAGUGUGAGGGAGCUCAUCAACAGCAUGCCACGGCUGCAGCAUCUCAUAUUCCCUUCCACUUCCUCUCCCUCUGCCCCUCUCCUUUCUUUCCGCCGCACUCCUUUCUCUGUGCCGCUCUCCCUCCUUACUCACCGCCCCUCUCCUUACUCACCGCCCCUCUCCUUACUCACCGCCCCUCUCCUGUCUCUUCCUCCCUCUCCUCUCUCUCCCGCCUUCUCCUCUCUCUCCCCCCCUCUCCUCUCUCUCCCCCCCUUUCCUCUCUCUCCCCCCCUUGUAUUUCUCUCCCCCUUCUCCUUCCCCACCGCCCCUCUCCACAGGUCCCAGAGGCCCUCCACGCCCACCUCACUGCAGGCCUCCCAGCAUCCAUCGCUGUGCACCUUCUCAGCACCGCCAGCUGCCACCAUCCCCAUUAAGCACCAUGCGCUCAUCACGCUCACUGCCAUCCGUCUUGGAACCCACUGGGGCGAUCCCUAG